This is a messenger RNA of Rodentolepis nana, 882 nucleotides long. Lineage: Eukaryota; Metazoa; Platyhelminthes; Cestoda; Cyclophyllidea; Hymenolepididae. The record is from the annotation of a GenBank genome assembly.
AUGGAUUUACAACCAGGAUUGUUAUUAAAUGAUGAAGCCUUCGCACGUGUACCUGAACAGAAUAAACCCGUUUUCAUCUAUGACUGGCUACGUAGUCUUGAUAGGCGGCUCUCUCAAUCCACAAAAUCAGAUGUUAAAAAUGUCCAAUCUGCUCUUAUCGAUCAACUUAUGGCUCAAGUAUCUCAAGGUGUUGGUCCUCCAACAAGAAAGUUAUUAGGCAGAUGCUUGGCAAAGAUAUUCACAGCUGGAGAUACAAUAUCACUUUACAAAGUUCUUGACACAUGCAACGAUAUUCUCAAAGACCGAGACGAUAAUCCAACAGCAAUUAAUAGGCGCCUCACCGCUUUGACUUGUCUUGGAAUUAUCUACCGAAGUCUUGGACGUCUUUGUGGUCGUUGUUUUGAAGAAACUGCAGGGAUCUUGACGAAAAUGAUGAAGCAAGUUGAAUCUCAAACACGGUGUGAAAUUCUUACUACUCUUCGGGAAAUAGUGACUGGUUUUGGUGGUGCUGAAGCCGCCUGUUUCCGUGACAUCUACAAAAUUGCCAGGUCUUUCAUCAAUGACAGAGUUCCUGCUGUCCGACUUGCUGUUGUCCAGUGUCUCAACAGUCUUGCAAAGAACCAUGUGACCUUCUUUACUGGUGAUUUGGAUGGAGUUAUGAGCAUGUGCAUCAAGGGCUUGGAGGGUUCCAACCACGCUGUUCGAAUGGAGAUUGCCAAGUUGCUCGGAUUUGUCUUGGCCAAAACCCAGCUUGAUGCUCCUGUUGGCGGUAACAAUGGAAAUGCAAAUCAGUCCUCAGGGAAUACUUCUGCUGGUGGGGCGUUAUCAAGUAAGUUGUUAAUCAAUCUUUGGAUUAUUAGUCGUUAUUUUGUGGGCGUCUGA